Molecule: messenger RNA, 942 nt
Organism: Diversispora eburnea
Lineage: Eukaryota; Fungi; Glomeromycota; Glomeromycetes; Diversisporales; Diversisporaceae
Source: the annotation of a GenBank genome assembly
AUGCAUUUCUCUUUUGAAACAAUUCCAGCCUUUGUGUGGGCAUUAAUAACUACCUAUGCUAUUUAUUGGAUUAAGAAUUCAAGAUUAAGUAAAAAUGAACCUCCAAUGGUUCCAUAUAAAAUUCCAAUAAUUGGCCACACAUUAAAUUAUUUAUUUAAUGCCAAAAAUUUUAUGGCCGAAUGUCGGCAAAAAUAUGGUGAUCCUUUCAAUAUUUAUGUCUUUAGUCAGGUGAUGACUAUCGCCGGAAACGAAAUCGCUCAUGAAGUUUUUAGGACCGAUGUUUUUAGUUUGUCCAGUGCUACGCGAGAUACAUUUCCUUUGCAUCGUGUUUUAAAAAGUUUUGAUGAACCUGAAACGAUAAAACGAGUAGUGAAAACAAUACGUGAAGGAAUUACUGCAAAAUUACCUUUAUACACUGGAAGAAUGCAAAAACAACUUAUGAUUUCUAUUAAUAAGGAAAUCGGAGAUUGUUCUAACCCUAAAUUUUUUAUCACGGCGAAUAAAGAUUUCUCAAGCAUAAUUGCCCGUCCAGUAGCUGAUAUUUUAGUUGGACAGAAACAUUUGAGACCUGUAUUAGAGAAAAGAUUGAAAGAUAAAGAAAUUCUUGAUGAUAAAUAUGAACCACCUCUGGAUAUAAUUGAAUAUUUAUUGAAAAAUCCCGAAUACGAAACAAAAGUUAUUACUGAUGAUUACUUGAAUAAAAUCUGUGACUUUUUAUUUAUUAUUAUCGUUGUCUCUAUUCAUACCACUUCUCGUCAUCUUACUAGUGCCCUUUAUGAUUUUGCCGGAAGACCUGAAUUAUGGGAUGAUAUUUAUGAAGAACAAGUAAGAAUUGAUAAAGAAUGCAAUGGAGAAUUAUCAUCUCAACAUAUUAACAAAAUGGUGAAAUUGGAUAGUUUUCUGAGAGAAUCUUUAAGGACUAUUGAUACUGUGGGCAUGUAA